This is a messenger RNA of Ramularia collo-cygni, 1566 nucleotides long. Its product is annotated as probable phosphoglycerate mutase, 2,3-bisphosphoglycerate-independent. Gene Ontology annotation, cellular component: cytoplasm. The record is from RefSeq and is a predicted model, not a curated record. Gene Ontology annotation, molecular function: manganese ion binding. The transcript has a single exon. Bases 1 to 1566 code for a protein of 521 amino acids. Gene Ontology annotation, biological process: glucose catabolic process. NCBI's taxonomy places the organism in Eukaryota, Fungi, Ascomycota, Dothideomycetes, Mycosphaerellales, Mycosphaerellaceae.
AUGGCCGAAGUCAAGCAAAAGGUCGCUCUGAUCUGCAUUGACGGCUGGGGAAUCCCCGUCGAGACGUCUGACCCCAAGGGAAAUGCCAUUCUCAAUGCCGAGACGCCCGUCAUGGACGACUUUGCCAAGUCCGGCAGCAAGACAGCACAAGGAUACACCGAGUUGGAGGCUUCUUCCCUCGCCGUUGGCCUCCCCGAAGGUCUGAUGGGCAACAGCGAGGUUGGACAUCUCAACAUCGGCGCUGGACGUGUUGUGUGGCAGGAUGUGGUCCGAAUCGACCAGACCAUCAAAAAGGGCGAGAUGAACAAGGUGGAGAACAUUGUCAAGUCCUUUACUCGUGCCAAAGAGGGGAAUGGUAGACUACACCUCUGCGGGUUGGUCAGUGAUGGUGGUGUGCACAGUCAUAUCAACCAUUUGAAGGAGUUGAUCAAGGUGGCCAAGGAGAUGGAACUCAAGGAGGUCUACAUCCACUUCUUUGGUGACGGCAGAGACACCGAUCCCAAGAGCGGUAAAGGCCAUCUCGAGGAUCUCCUCGCUUUCUGCAAGGAGCAGGGUGUUGGUAAGUUGGCCACCAUUGUCGGCCGAUACUAUGUUAUGGACCGUGACAAGCGAUGGGAGCGUGUGGAGAAGGGUCUCGAGGGAAUGGUCACAGGCAAGGGAGAGGAAUCCACCGACCCCGUCGCAACCUUCCAAGCUCGUUACGAUGCUGGAGAGAAUGAUGAAUUCCUCAAGCCAAUCAUCAUCAACGGUGCCGACGCCCGCAUCAAGGACGACGACACGGUCUUCUUUUUCAACUACCGCUCCGAUCGUGUCCGCGAAGUGGUUCAACUCCUCGGUGACCAGGACCGCUCUCCCCGUCCCGACUUCCCCUACCCAAAGAACAUCUCCCUGACCACCAUGACCCGCUACAAGACCGACUUCAACCUCCCCAUCGCUUUCGCUCCCGUAAGCAUGGACGAUGUUCUCGCCGACUGGCUCUCCCAGAAGGGCGUCAAGCAGUCUCACAUUGCCGAGACGGAGAAGUUCGCCCACGUAACCUUCUUUUUCAACGGUGGUCAAGAAGUGCAAUACGAGGGCGAAGACCGCGAACUCAUCCCAUCGCCCAGAGGCGUCUCAACAUACGACGAACAGCCCACCAUGUCCGCCAUGGCCGUGGCAGAGCGUAUGGCCGAGCGAAUCGCAGAUGGUAAAUACGGAUUUGUGAUGAACAACUUUGCUCCUCCAGAUAUGGUUGGCCAUACAGGUGUGUAUGACGCUGCAGUCAUUGGCUGCGCGGAGACCGRCAAGGCUAUUGGAGUGGUGUAUGAGGCGUGCAAGAAGCAUGGCUACACCUUGUUCGUGACGAGUGAUCAUGGAAACGCCGAGGAGAUGUUGACGGAGGAGAAGACGCCCAAGACUAGCCAUACGACUAACAAGGUGCCUUUUGUCAUGGCCAAUGCUCCAGAGGGAUAUAGUCUGAAGAAGCAGGAUGGUGUGUUGGGCGAUGUGGCACCUACUGUGUUGGAGAUCAUGGGUAUUGAGCAGCCCAAGGCUAUGACUGGACACAGUCUGUUGGUCAAGGCAUGA